This is a messenger RNA of Anopheles funestus (African malaria mosquito), 4416 nucleotides long. Its product is annotated as regulator of G-protein signaling 7-like. The coding region runs from base 1437 to 3158 and encodes 573 amino acids. Gene Ontology annotation, biological process: regulation of G protein-coupled receptor signaling pathway; G protein-coupled receptor signaling pathway; intracellular signal transduction. The transcript has 6 exons. Lineage: Eukaryota; Metazoa; Arthropoda; Insecta; Diptera; Culicidae. The record is from RefSeq and is a predicted model, not a curated record.
GUGACAGCUGCAGAAACGCUUCCUCGAUUUAAUUGUGUUUGGGAGCACAGAAUGCAGUUCGUUCAUUCAUCAUUUCCUUCGUAAAUGUACAUUUUUAACUAUCUUUCGCUUUCCUUUCAACACUAGACUGUUCUCUUUGCUGAACUUUAUCGGUUGUUUCAUGGCAAGAAAAAUCGCUGCUCUACAUUUGAACGAACGAUUCUGUGUUUAAUUCUACCUUAAGCUAGGAACUCGUGACUGCAAGCUAUCAAAGCAGAACAGAGCGAAGAGAAAAGUGCAAACAGGACGCGGUUGUUCGCAGGACUUACGGAGAUGCUGUUUGGUGCGAUAAGGGCUGAAUGUUUCGCUUGCUGCGCUCGAAUGCACGUUUGCGUUUCUGCUCGAGGAUGUGAAAAGUGUUGAAAAGCUGCAGUGAUUGGGAUGCAUUUUCCGCGUAAGAAGUGAUCAUUCUUUACUUUUCCUGUUCCCGUGAAUGUGUGAUGAGCAGCGUGAAGUGUUUUCCACAGCGCAAUGCAUGCAUGUGUGCGUGGGUGUGUGCGGGUGUGAAUGGAAAUCUCAUCUCAACCUUGGGCCAGAUCGGAGUGCAACCGCAAGCCAAUUUUCCUCCAAGUGAAACCAUCCGAAAGAUGAAGCGGUCCCGUCUUGGUGACCUUUGGAGGAGGUAAAAAUAAAGCAGCGGUUUUUGUGCAAUCAGUGGUUCUCCCUGCCGCCACACUGUGCGUGCAGAGGGAUGGAAAGUCGGAAAAGUUCGCAAUCAUGUUGCUGCUCAAGUGAUCCAAACAGAAGAACGUGAUAAUUCGUUCUGUGAAUCCUGCGAUUGAAAUUGAAGCAAAGCGAUAUCUCGCGAACGUCCCUUUAGCAUCGUUCCCGGUGGGGGUUAAGGAAAACUGCUGGAAAAAUCCAGUCUACGAAACGUGUUAAAAGUAGCGCUUAAGUUAGGUUUGGUCAUGCUAGAAAAGAGUCAUUUAAGGGUGUUUGUAUUGAGAAGCAAAUGUGCGGCAAAUAACUUCCGGAGACCGGAACGAGCCUAGGUGUUAAUGAGAAAUAUUUCACGUCACAUUCGGUGUGUGUUGGUGUAAGCAAACGAAUCUCAAAACCGUGAGCAUAGAAGCGUAAAUAAUUCAAACCAGACGAUCGGAAUGCAAGGACACCGCGCUACCAUUUUCCAUUCGACAGCAGCAGCAGAGUGUAGCGAAGUAGGCGACGAACAACACGCUUAAAACCGCGUCCCGGGAAAGCAGUAGCAAAGCAAAGGCUCCAAUAGCAACAGCAUCGUCGAUUGCUACGGAAUGAUAAAAAAAUUCAAAAAAUGCAUUAUUUGAUUAAGCACUUCCGGUUUCGGUAGACCGGCGACGUAGAACGCGGGGUGUGUUCAAUCUGCGUGUAAGGGAACCGUGGCCGUAAAGCCUCCGGCGGGUUGGGACGGGCGGGGGACGAUGGUAACGAUGACCUCGGAAGUUGAUAAAGACAAGGCAGUGACAGUAGUGAUAAGUGCACCGAAAAAGAUGAACGUUAACGGCAACGAAAAGGACAAAGAGCGCGAUCGGGAGAAGGAAAGGGAUCGGGAAAUGGCGACGGGUCACGAAGGUGGUGCCGAGGGUGAGGGUACAGUUAUUACCGUACCGGUGCUACCACAGGGCGGCCAAGGAAAUAGUAUCGGUGCGGUACCUGGCAGUGUUAGUAGUAGUACCGGUAGCACUAGUACGGCAACGGCAACAUCAACAACAACAACGACGACGGCCUCCUGUACGGUUGUUGUCGCUGCUGGUACAAGCGGAUCGUCCGGUAAACCGAGCAGCCAACCUUCCCAUGCUCAGGCAACCCAGGCGGCACUGAAUCAGGAUGCACCGAACAUUUUAGUGUAUAAGAAGAUGGAAGCGAUCGUCGAGCGGAUGCAGGGUGAGGAGGGUGGCGUUUCGGUGCGCACCAUCAAAGCCUUCAUGAGCAAAGUACCGUCCGUAUUCACUGGUGCCGAUCUGAUAGCGUGGAUCAUGAAGAAUCUCAGCAUAGACGAUGUGAACGAGGCGCUACAUUUGGCCCAUCUGCUCGCGUCUCACGGUUACCUCUUCCCGAUCGAUGAUCAUCAGCUGACGGUGAAGAACGACGGUACGUUCUACCGCUUCCAGACACCGUACUUCUGGCCCUCGAACUGCUGGGAACCGGAAAACACCGACUACGCCGUGUACCUGUGCAAGCGAACGAUGCAGAACAAGACGCGCCUCGAGCUGGCUGACUACGAGGCAGAAAACUUGGCCAAGCUGCAGAAGAUGUUUUCGCGCAAGUGGGAGUUUAUCUUCAUGCAGGCGGAAGCGCAAAGCAAGGUGGACAAAAAGCGGGACAAGCUCGAGCGGAAGGUGCUGGACUCGCAGGAGCGUGCAUUUUGGGACGUGCAUCGGCCAGUGCCGGGUUGCGUCAAUACGACCGAGGUCGACAUCAAGAAGGCGUACCGGCGCGGUGCAUCCAGCCUUGGAUCGGGUUCGUCCGGGACGGCCGGCAACAGCAAUCCGGUGGAGCAGUUGACGCGCCAGAUCAAGCUGCUAAAGUUGAAGCUCGAGCGACGCACGAUCAAAAUCUCCAAAGUGGCCGAAUCCUACACUUCAUAUUUUGAGCAAUACAAUGAGUACGAUAGCUUUCUGAACCCGCCCGAUCAACCGAACCCUUGGAUAACGGACAAUACCGAGAUGUGGGACGCCGAUCGAACUGCCAAAGACGUAUCGCUGAAGCGUGUAAAGCGGUGGGGCUUUAGCUUGCGCGAACUUUUGAACGAUCCCGUCGGUCGGGAACAGUUUUCCAAGUUUCUGGAUAAGGAAUUUAGUGGUGAAAAUCUCAAGUUCUGGGAGUCUGUACAGAGCAUGAAGGCACAACCGCAGUCCAAGGUGAAGGAUGCGGCCCAUGCUAUCUAUCUGGAGUUUCUUGCACCGGACGCACCCUGUCCGGUGAAUGUGGAUUCGAAAUCGAUGGAACUGGCACGGGAAGCGGUUAGCAGCUCGGCACCACCGAAUCGUUGGUGUUUCGAUGUGGCAGCCGCCCACGUUUAUCAUCUGAUGAAGAGUGACUCCUACUCACGCUACCUGCGCUCCGACAUGUACAAGGAGUAUCUGAACGGAUCGAAAAAGAAGAUCAAAUCCAUACCGAAUCUGUUCGGUGUGAAGCGCUAAAGUGUCGAUCGGUAUCGAUUUGUGGACGAUCGAAGAGGUCGGGAGUAAUCUUACUUCCGCAAAGCAUCGCACACAGGCGUUCGUUAUUAAAGUUUUAAUGAUCGAAACGUGAAAAAAGAGUCACUGAUAUCGUGAAUCCUCGAAUGAAUAGGCUAGAAUAGAUUAACGGGCUUGUUAUAUUUUCGUUCUGAUCGAAGACAUAUGUGUGUUCAAAGAACGAUUGUGUUUGCGCAUCGGCGAUCGCCAUAGCAGAUUGAUAAGCUAAAUAAGUAAAAACAGAGGCAAGACAUGUAAUGAAAUUAUGCCACACAUACACAUGCACACGAGACAUACACACGUUUCGUGUUUAUUGAUGCCAUUUACUGUAAACGGAAUUGCCACCAGUCAGGCGGGCAGACCGCACGAUACCAUUUAGCAACGCAAAACCAACCAAAAUGCAACCAAACUAAGGAAUUGUUGAUGAAUUUCAUCGAACAGAUAUAGCGUUUAUUUCGUACGCGCAUAGCGAAUAGAUGCGUAAAGCAUUACGAUGUAUCUCAUGUGUAGCGUAAAAGAGAAACUAGUGAAAUACUUAUAAUAUAUAAGGGGUGCAAAACAAAACUAUAGCGAAAGAUUAAAACUGUACCGGACAGAGCGGGUGGUAGAAAGAGAAUGCAAAACGAAGCGCUAGAAAGUGCAGUGAGAACGGGUAGCAAUGCCAUUAGAAUUAUACAACAGAUACAAUGCAUGUAGGUAUAAAUGGAAACGCAACAACAACAAGACAAGAGCAAAUAUUAUUAUACUAAAACACACAUAUAUAUAUUAUACAAUAUCAUAUACACACGGAUCGCUCCUCUCACACUUAUAUACCCACCCAUCCCAACCCUAUCGUGAGGCCUAUGGCUGGAGAAUAGCAGUCUGCCAGCGAUGGGUAGGAAAUGAUUGAUAACGAAAACCAUGGCACACAUAUACACACACACAUACACACUUAUAUACACAAAUAGCCUGAACUGUAAACAUUCCUAAAGGAAAGCAUUAGCACAACGGUGUGCCAUGUAGCAAGAUGUCCAGAAGGGAGAGACGAAAGGGGUUUACAGUGUGGAAACAUAAGUGAGAAGAUACUAGUACACUAGAACUGUAGCGAAUAGUAUUGAUCAAUAACAGAUAACACCGAAUCGGGAGGGUAGAAAAAAUGUUACAAUACCAUUACAAAAUCCGUUAGAACACAAGAACAGACCGUUCGUUAUUAUAAUGGAAUAAAUGAAAAUGAGAAACUGAA